Messenger RNA from Solea senegalensis (Senegalese sole), 5980 nucleotides. It is a transcript of the gene pth1r, whose product is annotated as parathyroid hormone 1 receptor. Gene Ontology annotation, biological process: adenylate cyclase-activating G protein-coupled receptor signaling pathway; cell surface receptor signaling pathway; intracellular calcium ion homeostasis. Gene Ontology annotation, cellular component: plasma membrane. The record is from RefSeq and is a predicted model, not a curated record. Lineage: Eukaryota; Metazoa; Chordata; Actinopteri; Pleuronectiformes; Soleidae. Gene Ontology annotation, molecular function: G protein-coupled peptide receptor activity; peptide hormone binding; parathyroid hormone receptor activity. The transcript is spliced from 13 exons. The coding region runs from base 1085 to 2695 and encodes 536 amino acids.
GCAGCCUUCCUCAUCUGGACACGCUUCCCAACACGAUCUGCCUUCACGUUUGCGUUUCCGCCGCGCACAAACACUUUACACAAGGGGUUUGCGCGCUGUUUGUGCGUCAGGCUGAAUUUGGCUUUCUCUCGAUAGUAAGUAAGAGAUUCUUGAAGCCAAGUUUACUGGCGCUUCUCUCUCUCUCUCUCUCUCUCUCUCUCUCUCUCUCUCUCUUCUCAGAUUUUGACAUCACCGUAGUAAGACAGAGCCGAGUUUCAUACAUUCGGUUGACGUGUGGCCGCUGCCACGCUAGAUUGUGUUCAGGGAAAAUUACGCAUGGGCAUUUCUAGUAGGAAAGAUGCGAGAAGAAAGUGGAGCGCAGCUGCAGCCGGCACUGCAAUCAAUGAGAUACAUUCUAUGAAAAGUUAAACAUUUUACACUCUGCUCUGUCACGUUGUUUGUUGUUUUAUUUUACUGGCAAAUAAAUAACAGUAAAUCACCUGGGACCGUGCUGGUUCAUUGCGCGAUGGCACAACACUGCGUUGACGGUGACACGAGUCACAAGGAAUCAAAGAGUGAAAUUUAACAGAGACUGGUGAUGGAGUGACACAUGCCGGGCUUUAUUUUUGUCCAACACUGAUCUGACGCCUAGACGAGACGACUGGAAGAAGCCAUAAGGCGCACAGCUUCAUACUGAAGUGUUUAAGUUAGUCUGAGGGGAAAUUUAAAAGACCUAAAAAUACAGCGUUGGUUUCUUCCCCUACAAAGACUCAUUUGAACUUCCCACCGCAGAGCGAGAGCGACAUAAAUAGUUCUGACAUGUGGAUGUAAUUUCAGAAGAGGAAAAAAGACAGAUGCAGAGAAAUACAGAGAGCGCGCUCAGCCUGGGCAUAUAGUAGAUUAUAGGAAAUUAAACCGAAGGCAGAGCGAGGCGAUUACAGAGUUAUGAUUUCACAAGCCGCCAUUAGCAGAGAGCGGUCAGAUGGAGUGAGAAAACACAACUAUCUCUACUUCGAGGAGAGUUAAACGCGAAUCACAUAGUUGCAUCUGAGCAUCACCGGCGUCUGCAAGGAACUCUUGGAGGUAGAGUUGCCUCAGGUCAGGGAUGGGAUCCACUCUGCUGCUCCACAACCUGGACUUUCUCCUCAUCUCACUCCUCAGCUGUUUUUGUCUGGUUUACGCAGAUGACGUGCUCACCAAAGAGGAACAGAUUGGCCUGUUGUUCAAAGCCAAACAGAAGUGCGAGGGUUCCAUUAAGUCAAAGCACAAGGUCCCUGAUGGUUUCUGCUCACCAGAAUGGGAUGGCAUUGUGUGUUGGCCAGAAGGGCCUCCGGGAAAGCUCGUAUCCACCGCCUGUCCAGAGUAUAUCUAUGACUUCAACCACAGAGGACUCGCUUAUCGCCGUUGUGACAACAAUGGAACAUGGGAGCUGGCCUCAAUCAACAAGACAUGGGCCAAUUAUAACGAAUGUGCAAAAUUCCUCUACCAUUACAACCACAGCCAUGAAAAGGAGGUGUUUCACCGUCUGUAUCUCAUCUACACAGUGGGGUACUCCAUUUCUCUAGGAUCACUCAUGGUGGCUGUGAUCAUCUUGGGAUAUUUCCGACGACUACACUGUACCAGGAACUACAUCCACAUGCACCUAUUUGUGUCCUACAUGCUAAGAGCUGUCAGUAUUUUCGUGAAGGACAUUGUUCUAUACUCUGGAUCAUCCUUGGAGAACAUGGAAAGGGUCACAGUGGAAGACCUUAAGUCCAUCACCGAGACACCGCCAGCCAACAAAACACAAUUUAUUGGCUGCAAGGUGGUUGUGACCUUGUUCAUGUACUUUCUGGCAACCAAUUACUACUGGAUCCUUGUUGAGGGUCUGUACCUCCACAGCCUCAUUUUUAUGACCUUCUUCUCAGACAGAAAGUAUCUGUGGGGAUUCACACUGAUUGGCUGGGGAGUACCAGCCAUGUUUGUGACAGUCUGGGCCACUGUGAGAGCCACGUUUGCAGAUACAGAGUGUUGGGACUUAAGUGCGGGCAAUUUGAAAUGGAUUUAUCAAGUGCCUAUCCUGGCAGCUGUGGUGGUUAAUUUUAUGUUAUUUCUGAACAUCAUCAGAGUGUUGGCAACGAAACUGCGAGAAACAAAUGCGGGAAGGUGUGACACAAGACAACAGUACAGGAAACUGUUGAAGUCCACACUGGUGCUGAUGCCACUGUUUGGUGUCCACUACAUCAUUUUCAAUGCCAUGCCUUACACAGAAGUGUCUGGAGUUCCCUGGCUGAUCCAGAUGCAUUAUGAGAUGCUGUUUAAUUCCUUCCAGGGUUUUUUAGUUGCAAUUAUAUACUGUUUUUGCAACGGAGAGGUACAAGCUGAGAUCAAAAAGUCCUGGAGCAGGAGGACCCUGGCACUGGACUUCAAAAGAAAAGCCCGGAGUGGCAGUAACACUUACAGCUAUGGACCUAUGGUAUCACACACCAGUGUUACCAACGUCACUGCCAGAGGACCGCUGGCUCUCCACCUCACAACGAGGCUGGGACCGGUGCCUGUGAACGGACACAGGAACCUGCCCGGGUACGUGAAGAAUGGCUCAGUGUCAGAAAACUCUAUACCAUCGUCGGGACAGGAGCUCCACAUUCCCGAAGAGGAGCAUUCUUCUCACGUGAGGCCCUGCGAGAAGGAGAAACCCUCACCGGUGGUCGAGGAGGAGAGGGAGACGGUCAUGUGACCUCCAGGCCGCGGCUGUGUGUGUACAGAUAAAAACUGGCUCAACAAAUCAUAACAGUCUCAGGAUGGUCUGAAUUCAUCAACACUGCCAGUUUUAUUUUCCUCCUGUGAAUCAAGCAAAAAGAAAACAUGACAGACUGUUGAGGCUCAAAGCAGAGGAGGGUGUGUCAGUUUUGAGAGCUGUGACACCUUUUUAUUCUUUUUCCAAGGAAAAAUGACCUUCAGUUUUGUGGCAAAUACUCUCUGCGCUUUCAACCACCACCUGCCACAGUGAAUGUGUUUAAGGCUGGACAACAGAAACUGCCCUUUUUCAUCUCUUUAUUUUUUGCUGCCAUAACUGUUUGUGCUGUCUCGUCCUCAAACGCUCGGCUUUUGUGCAUAAAUCAAAGGUUGCAGUCGUCGAUCCAGGAAGAGCCUUAAUGACCACCACCUGUGUGAGGUCCGUUGGAUUUUGUGUGCAUUCAGUGACACAUUUGUGAGGCUCAGUAGCGUCGGUGCGUUUUCCGAUCAAGUUGUUGUAUAGACGCAGCUAUUUUGUGGCAUCUGUUCAUGGUAUGUCCUUUGUUUUUCAUCUAAUUACUGUAUAUCCACUUCAGAGUAAAAGGUAAGGUACUCAGGUAAUGGAAGUCCUCUGUUGUUGCACACCUAUUUUUUAUUCAUUUAUAACAUUGUUUUAGCCUGUUCAACAUUUGUAUUGAGAAUAAGUUAAUAUGUUACGUAAAGCUGGAUCAACUAGUCUUGUUUUCACAGAGUUGUAUGCUCUCUGCUGUAGAAAGACCCAGUACUCGUCUCCUUUCCAAUUACUACACACAUGCCGAAGAGUUCAAAUGAAUGUUUCAUCCUCAGAUUUUCUCCUCCCCAAAAAUAGUAACACACACAAACACCCACAAACACACAACAUGAUGCCUAAGUAAGAAUAUUUCUUUGAAGACUGUCACUGUCUUUGGGUGCAGUGUGAGCCGAGGAGAAGAGGGACAUUUUGGAAAUCUGACAGGAAUAUCAUGUGUUCUUGUAUUGUUUUUCAAAAGAAGAGAGAAAAAAAACACAGCAACACAGCAUGCAGGAAAUGGUCAAAUAUUCAAGUGGAAUGUUAAUUAAAUGAGGAAUCCCAAAUUCUCUUGGAAUUCCAAGAUGGACAAUUGUGGCGGAUAUGAAGGAAAAGCCAGACAUGAAUAACACACAGUAACUUUUAUAGAUGGUCCAGUGUUUCGCUGCUUUUUGAUGUAUGUGUGUGUGUGUGUGUGUAUAUAUAUGUAUAUAUGUGUAUAUAUAUAUACAUAUAUAUAUAUAUAUACAAGUCACAAUGUUUACAUAGGUCAGAAAUACAUUCUAAUUGUGAGCAAAUCAUUGUCAUGUGUAAGGAUACGUAAUUUGUCAGUGUAUAUAAUUUGUUUUUUUUUUUACGUGUUUGUUUACAAAAAUGCAGUAUUUGAUAAUGUACAUAGACCAAAACAAAACUGGUGAAUAUACGGACAGGUGACAGAGGGCAUUCCUGUUUUAACGCGGCAUUCCACGAGAUAUUUCAAACCGUUAUUAUGUGUCACAUCAUGGAUGAUACCAAAGAGAAAAGGCAGCAUGCUGAAAUGCUGCCAGAGCAAAAGUUUACGGGAACCACACAGUCUUAAAUUCACCCGCUCUCAAAAAUAAAAGGAAAAAGAAAGAACAACAGAAGUGUCAGUGGUAGCUCAUGUAGGAAAAUAUAAAAGUGAGUCUUAAAAUUCGACCCAGUGUGAAUUUAAGUUUUGUUUUUGAUAAAUACUAAUUGUCUGCUUGCUAUAGUAGACUGAACACAUUAAUAUUAUUUUUGUCUCAGUCCUUAUUUGAUUUGACUGAAAUACAGAAUUGAUUUUUACCUCGUUAAGAUCUCAACGUUAUAUGACUGAAGGUAAUAUUUGCUGUUGUGCACAGUGUUGUAUCGUGUUUUUGGUGACCACAGUUCGCCAAGCGCUCUUGUUCCUCUUCUGAUUGACUGAAUUAUUCUCCAAAUUCUCUCAUUCUACCCAACUGCCAUGCCGUCCAAUAAUCCAUGCACUUUGAUUCAGUUUUAAAAGGUCACAUAGUCUCAUCUGCAGAGUUUGGACUGCCCUUAAGUUCAUUCUGCAGACAGGUGCAAAAAUAGGAAGGAACUGUUUCUACUGUUUCAAAUGUUUUAACGAUAUAUCUCAUAAGAUUCUGUAUUUUUUUUCCUGUUGCCAACAAACAAUGAAAAUACCCAAAUUCAGCAUUAUCUGACGUAGUGUAUCAAAAAAAAUGUUGGUAACUUUAAUUUAUUCCGGGUCAAUUGUACAAAAAAAACAUAUUUUAAUAACUAACCAUAUAUAUUUAUUCACAAAAAAAUGAAGUUCCCUAAAAGCUACAGCUGUUUGAAAUUACACUAUUAAUUUAAGUAUUUAUAAGUAUAAUAUAAUACUAGUAUAUCAUAUUAUAUUAUAUUAUAUUAUAUUUAAAAGUGAUGAUAGAGGAAAUAUUGUCAAAUAGUAAAACAAAAUAGUGGCAGCAACAGCUACUGUAUUGAUAUUUUAGUGUCAUUUAUUGGCAAUAAGGAAACUAGACUAUACAUUAAAUCAUGUGACGAUAUCAGAAAUUCAAAUUGCACAUAACUUGUACAUUUCCAUGCGGAUCGGUCAUGAUUGUGAUGGGGUUUGAGUGACUUGGCUAAAAUAUCACACACAGGUGGCUGAAGGUCGUAUGGAAAAAGACAAAGUAUGUGAGCGAUCACAUUAAAUGUUACUGCCAGUACAGUUGGAUUAUGUACAGUUCUCUUAUAUCUGACUUUCAGCUGUAAUUAUUGCUAGACAAGUAAACAUGUCGUCGUUGUGCAGUCCAGGUUCUUAAUCAAAAGGGUGGCUGGUUUCAGAGAAUGAAAAUAGUUAAAAAAGAACAUUCUGAAAAUUAUAUUUGAGCACUUUAAUACUCCAUAAUACAGUAUUUUAUUCAGAUUGUAUCGUGCAAAAUGUUUUGGAAAUCAAAUGUACAAUAAGGCCAAUAGCCAUAGAGCUAAUGUUGUUUUUUGUCCUUUUCAAAUACCUCUUAUGGAAGUAAAAAAAAAAAAAUAAUAAUAAAAAAUGAAAACUUUUAUUUAUCUUGUGCAGAAACGUAGUUGCCAUUUGUCUUCAUGUCUUGGAUACAGUGUGUGGACACGUCUCACCCUCUCAUCACUGAUGUAGGCAUGUUGUAGAUAUCAGUGUAAACUUUUGAAGAAAAAAAUAUGGUAAGAUUGUUCCUUGUCUCUAAUGUACAUCAAUGAAUUGUGAAUAUAUGUCAAUAAAUCUUUGGUUUUACUGGA